CGCUUGUUUAAGGCCUGGGUCAAGUGCGGUCUGGGCGAGCGGGGCCUGCUGAGCCCGCCCAACCUGCGCUCCGUGGCGCUCGAGCUGAUUGUGCUGGCGGCAUUCCAGCAGGAGCAGCAGAAGGGGGGGCAGCAGCAGCGGGAGUGGAGCGCUAAGGGGCUGCCGGACGUGCGUGAGAGCAGGAAGCUGCUUCUGCGUGUGUUCUUGCGCGCUUUGGACCUGUCUUCGCGGCUGCUGCAACCCGGGGUGGUGGUGCUGCUGGACGCUAGGCAGUACGGGGGCUACAGCCGGGAGCAGGGCAUGCGCUUCCGGGGGUGCUGG
Astrephomene gubernaculifera is the source of this 321-nucleotide messenger RNA. NCBI's taxonomy places the organism in Eukaryota, Viridiplantae, Chlorophyta, Chlorophyceae, Chlamydomonadales, Astrephomenaceae. The record is from the annotation of a GenBank genome assembly.